AAAUAAAUAAUAAUAAUAAUAAUCGAAAAAACAACUGAACAACAACUCAUUGGUACGUAAGCUUAGCUUGAUACACCUUAAUAUAACUUUCCCCUCCCAACAGGAAAUCCCAUCCUUUUUCGUCCUCUCGUUUUUCUCCCGAUUUUUCAUACUCUGAGCCUCAAGAGGCUUUAAUUGCUCGGCGGAAAAUGGAGGCGGAGAUGCAUGAGAAGUGCUCGGACUACUCCGCCGCGGACGACGGCCAGAGCUCGAGGACGUGCUCGGAAGUCAGCGCCGGCGCCGGUGAAGGAUUCAUGCUUUUUGGCGUGAGAGUUAUGAUGGAUGUAUCGUUCAGGAAGUGUGCCAGCAUGAAUAACUUGGCUCAAUUUGAUCAGCAGCCGCAGGACUCCACCAAUGAUGUCUUCGCCGGCUAUGCCUCCGACGACGUCGUUCAUCCCUCCGAAAGGAGCCGCGAUCGGAAAAGGGGUGUCCCAUGGAGUGAAGAGGAACACAGGCUAUUUUUGUUGGGGUUGCAAAAGGUGGGGAAAGGAGAUUGGAGGGGAAUUUCAAGAAAGUAUGUGAAAACAAGAACACCGACUCAAGUUGCAAGCCAUGCUCAAAAGUACUUUCUCCGCCAGAACAACCACAACAGGCGGCAUCGGAGGUCUAGCCUCUUUGACAUCACAGCUGACACGGUUGCAGGAUCUACAAGUGAGGAGCAAAUGAAUCAGGAAACCUCACUCAACCCUCCAAUAACACAAACACAACUACAACAGCAAAAUCCUCAUAAAUUCCCCAUCUCAUCUUAUCCUGUCUCUGUCUCUAUCACACCUAUAGAUAUCCCAAUCCCAUGUGAUAAUCCAAGCCCACUACAGAAUCUGGCUCUCAACCAGCUUAACAACUCGCCCAAGCCCAUUAGGCCCAUUCCUAUCUUACCUCCAUCUUCCAAAAUGGCCGACAUGAACUUAAACCACCAGAAAUCAGCUGUGUCACUCAAUCUGUCGACAUCAUCUCAAUCUCAUGAACCACCACAGCUGUCCAAUCAGCAGUCACCGCCUGCACGACAUGUGGCGGCUUUUCAGGCAAUGCCCACCGGCUUUAAUGAGAGUGGUGGGGACAACAUCAUUAGUGUUGCCUGAUUGUCACUUCAUUGUUGCUACUGUUUAUAUUGUCUUUAUGUGCUGUAAAAUGGAAGUACGUGUUGUGUUGUGUUGUGCUCCUUUUUAUGUAUGUAAUAUAUUAUUUCGACCUUUAAAGUGGUGAAUGUGAAGAAGGUGUAAGGUUGGAUUAGUUGUAGCUUGGACUAGAUGAUUCCUUGGUGGUUGAUUUAACUUAUUUUACACAAGAAAAAAACAAGUGGGAAUUAUAUUGGGUUGAUUGUCUGUAGUGAUUGAAAUUACUCUUUAUUUUUCGCGUGGGGAUAACUUAAAUUAAAGGUCAUUUUCUCGCCCGUGUGGAAAUGAAAAAUAUCCUAUGGUGGGUGGCGCUGGUGGUCACUUGCUGAAUUAUUGGUUGGUUUUAAAUUGUUUUUGCAUUCAAUCUGUUGUAAGCUUGUAGCGUUUUGUUCCGGUCCACAUCAAAAUGUAG
Molecule: messenger RNA, 1566 nt
Organism: Striga asiatica
Lineage: Eukaryota; Viridiplantae; Streptophyta; Magnoliopsida; Lamiales; Orobanchaceae
Source: the annotation of a GenBank genome assembly